UGUGGUCCCUGCUGAUUGCUGUCUGUCAUUUCCACAUAGCUUGGGUUUUUGCACCUGCGCUGAAUGUGACCUGUGCAACUGGCAGGGUGCUUGUGCAACAUUUUAAGAAUAGAUGCUUGCUUUCCGCAUUUUAGGAACAAACUCCAGAGUUGAGGUAUUCAUAAUCUGAAUAAUACUUGAUUCUGGAACUGCCGUGACCCAGGUUCAUACAAAUAGGGUCGCACAUGCAUGACAACAUGGAUGCUUGGUUUUCAGAGUAAUCGUGCACUAUAACUACGCAUCGACGCAAUCAGGAUCAAAACACCACACAGACCUCGCAAUGUUCUUAACUUUUAUUUCCAAGCAAGUAAAUGAAGAAUUGAAUUACAAAAUGAAGGAGAUAUCAUCUUCAUACCUCUGAGCUAUUAGACAUCCGCGUCGAAAGGGCUCACAUCUUGAGUCUCUGCUCCGUGAUGACUAACAAUCUAGUCAUGGCGACUUCAUUUCUUGGGCUACAGGCCCUGUGGUGCAAUGUAAUUUUAUUGCUGCUGAGUCAGGAUAUAGCUCUUGCACAGACUCUUCCUGAAGCACAGAUACUAAUCGCUUUCCGAAACUCUUUAGUUGAUGAGAAAAAUGCGCUACUAAAUUGGCAGGAAUCCAGCACUUCGCCGUGUACUUGGACUGGAGUCAGCUGCACUUCGGACGGCUAUGUCACAGGUGAGCUUCAGUUGCGGUCGCAAAAUUAUAAAUUCACACUAAUGCUUCCAGUCUACAAAAAUCAUCAUCUUUGACCAGGAAACAACACGAAAUAUCUUGAAUGAAAACAAUGUGUAGAAUCUGUUCAUGUCAAGCUACCUCUGCCAACGAUUAAUUGCAGGUGUCGACCUUUCAAGCAUGAAUCUGAAGGGCGGAGAGGAGCUUCACAUACCUCUCUGUCAUUUACCGAACCUCAUCUCCCUCCAGCUUCAAGAAAACUGCUUCUCAGGUCCCCUUCCAAGCGAACUUAGCAACUGCACCAAUCUGGAGCACCUAAAUUUGGGCGCCAAUAAUUUCGGGGGUGCCGUUCCAGCUCAGAUCAUGUCUUCUCUUCCGAAGCUCAAGUAUCUCAACCUCUCCAUGAAUAAUUUCACGGGGGCAUUACCCGACGCUGUUGGCAAUCUGCGCAACCUUCAGAGCUUGGACUUGAUAGCUAUGGGGCUAAGCGAAGGCUUGCCGGCGGAGCUCGGCCAACUGGUCGAAAUUCAGCACCUCGCCCUGUCGUGGAAUUCCUUCGCUCCGGAGUUUACGUUGCCGGAUACUAUAAUGCACCUGCAAAGAUUGCGAUGGUUUGAGUGCGCUGGGUGUGGUAUCAGCGGCGCCCUACCGACAUGGCUCGGAGAGUUGCAAAACCUGGAAUAUCUGGACCUCUCAAACAAUCUCUUGACAGGCGCCAUCCCAGCGUCGCUGAUGUCACUCCAAAACCUACAAUGGCUGGAACUUUACAAGAAUAAGAUUACCGGUCAAAUUCCAUUGGGUAUAUGGAAUCUUACUUCGCUUACAGAUCUGGAUGUCUCGGACAAUCUCCUGACCGGCGCCAUUCCUGAUGGAAUUGCUCGCCUUGAGAAUCUGGCUGUACUUCACUUGCAAAACAAUUGCUUUGAAGGGCCAAUGCCCUCAUCGAUUGCAAACCUCACGAAGUUGUAUGAUGUGAAACUCUACAUGAACAAGCUCAACGGUACCAUUCCCUCUACUCUUGGGCGCAACUCCCCGCUUCUUCAGUUCGACGUCUCCAACAACCAGUUUCACGGUCAGAUUCCUCCGACAUUGUGUGCUCAAGGAGUGUUGUGGAGGUUGAUACUAUUCAACAAUACGUUGACAGGCAAUGUGCCAGAGUCGUAUGGCAACUGCUCCAGCUUAAUUCGAAUCCGCAUGUUCGGAAACCAUCUCUCGGGAGGUCUUCCAGACGCUCUCUGGGGCCUUGUGAACCUCAAUCUUCUUGAAAUCUACGACAACGAAUUGGAAGGAAAUAUACCCGCAGCUAUUGCGAAUGCGACAAAUCUUAGCUCCUUGAAAAUCAACAACAACAGAUUCACCGGUCGUUUGCCUCCGGAGCUAGGCCAUCUCAAGAAGAUCGAACGCUUCCACGCGCACCACAACAACUUCUCAGGGGAAAUUCCGUCAGAGAUCGGUAACCUCGGAUCAAGCCUAACAGACUUGUAUCUAGACGCAAACUCUUUAUCCGGGGAAGUGCCAACACAAAUCGGCAACCUGAUCAAUCUAGUCUACCUGGGAUUAUCCAGCAACCGUCUUACGGGUCCCUUGCCUCCAGUAAUCACCAACUUGGAAAAUCUCAUCUUCCUCGAUGUGUCACACAAUUUUCUUUCGGGAGAUCUAAGCAGUACAAUCUCUAAUCUCAACAUAGAUCGCUUCGUCACGUUCAAUUGCUCAUACAACAGAUUUUCAGGGAGAUUUGCGGCGAGGUCAAUCGACCUGCUCAGCCUCGACUGGUUUAUCGGCAAUCCUGAUAUAUGCAUGGCAGGAAGCAACUGCCAUGAGAUGGAUGCACACCACUCAACCCAGACUCUGAAGAAGAGUGUCAUUGUCAGUGUUGUUUCAAUAGCCGCGGUUUUUUCCCUCGCCGCAUUAAUACUUAUAGCGUUGACAAACAAGUGUUUUGGUAAGGGGCCAAGGAAUGUGGCGAAACUCGAUAGUUAUUCGAGUGAGAGACAGCCUUUUGCGCCGUGGAGUAUUACGUUGUUCCAUCAAGUGAGCAUCACUUACAAAGAGUUAAUGGAAUGCUUAGACGAGGAGAACGUGAUUGGGAGUGGCGGAGGUGGGGAGGUCUACAAGGCUACCUUAAGAAGUGGUCAAGAGAUUGCUAUAAAGAAGCUGUGGGAAGCUGGCAAGGGCAUGGACCUGCACGAAAAUGGAUUCAAAGCUGAGGUGGAUACUCUUGGCACCAUCAGGCAUCGCAACAUUGUGAAACUGCUCUGUUGUUGCUCAAGUUUUACGACGAACUUUUUAGUGUAUGAGUACAUGCCAAAUGGAAGCUUGGGUGAGUUUCUUCAUGGCGCUUCGAAGGACAGCACGUUAUCUGAUUGGAGUGUUCGUUAUAAGAUUGCGGUAGGAGCUGCUCAGGGACUUGCUUACUUGCAUCACGAUUGUGUACCACAAAUACUCCACCGGGACAUAAAAUCAAACAACAUUUUGCUGGACGACGAGUAUGAGGCACGCAUAGCUGACUUUGGAUUGGCAAAGGGCCUUGAUGAUGAUGCUUCAAUGUCGGUCGUAGCAGGCUCUUACGGCUACAUUGCACCAGAGUACGCAUACACCCUGAACGUGGAUGAGAAGACAGACGUCUACAGUUUCGGUGUGGUGCUCAUGGAGUUGAUAACUGGAAGACGACCAGUUGCUGCAGAGUUCGGCGAUGCAAUGGACAUUGUGAGGUGGGUCUCAAAACAAAGACGGGAGCAUGGAGAUAGUGUAGUUGUGGAGCUCUUAGACCAAAGGAUAGCAGCUCUGAGCUCUUUCCAGGCUCAGAUGAUGAGUGUUUUCAACAUUGCGGUGGUCUGCACUCAAAUUCUGCCCAAAGAAAGACCGACCAUGCGGCAAGUUGCCGAUAUGCUCAUUGAUGCACAGAAAUCUGAGACUGAGACCUAUUAGUGUUUGAUGGAUUUAGGAGUAUUGAAGGACCCUUCUGUGUACAUAUAUAUAUAUAUAUAUAUAUAUAUUCCUCUCUUUAAUAGAACAUACUAUUAAGUAGUGGAAUUUGAAGGCUUCGGUGAAAGACAGCAACACCUCGACCGACACCUCCAACUAGUUGAAACUCCCCAUGUCAGACCUCUUAAAAUCGGCUAUUAAUCUGAGCAUUUCCGUUUUGAAAAUGAUAGACUAAAUAGUAAUGGUAGUUAUUCUGAUUCUAUUUUUAUUUGAAAUCUUAGUUUUGUCUUCUUUCUAUCUGUUAAAUGGUAUUAACAUUCGAUUAAGCAAAUGUAUUUGAAAUAGAAACAUCGUUGUUGAAUGAUGUAUCAGAUGUGUAAGU
Physcomitrium patens is the source of this 4000-nucleotide messenger RNA. NCBI's taxonomy places the organism in Eukaryota, Viridiplantae, Streptophyta, Bryopsida, Funariales, Funariaceae. The record is from RefSeq and is a predicted model, not a curated record.